Molecule: messenger RNA, 1224 nt
Organism: Neocloeon triangulifer
Lineage: Eukaryota; Metazoa; Arthropoda; Insecta; Ephemeroptera; Baetidae
Product: tektin-1-like
Exons: 6
Coding region: 1-1224 (407 amino acids)
Biological process (GO): cilium movement involved in cell motility; cilium assembly
Cellular component (GO): nucleus; microtubule cytoskeleton
Source: RefSeq, a predicted model, not a curated record
AUGCUGGCCCCUGCCCAAGUGUCCGAGUCGAUGCGGUCAUGGCGCGACCACAACCAGAAGCGCUGCGACUCGGCCACCGCAAGUCAACGGCGCGCCGAGGUGGCCGUCGACGCCGCGCAACGCGUAGGCGACUCGUGCGUCGAUCGCGCCGUCUCGGCCGAACGGGUGACCUGCUUCGACCUGCAAGAAAGGGUCAAGGAGGUGCAGUUUGAGCACUUGGAACUAGACUGGUGCAAGGAGAAGUUGGAGGAGGAGGUCAGGGCGUUGGACGAGGUUGUCGAAAGAGUCUUGGUGGCCAAGGAAAAGUGCCAGGAACCGCUCAGUGUUACUAAAGAGUGCAUGAAAAUCAGGGAGGGAAGAGAGGGAGUAGAAAAAGUACCAGAUCCAGUGGGACGCAGUCUCCAAUUAGAGGAAAACAAAAUUUCGACGGCGCAGAACAAUUUGAGAAAGCUUCAAAAGGAUCUGAUCGAACAGCAGCGUUUGUUGCGAAUCGCAGUUUACAUGAUAAACAAAGACGCGAGCGGCAAAGAGGCGGCGCUUUCCAUUGACAGGCGUUGCGUGCAGCUCUCCGUGAACUCGUCUGACCUGCAAUCGGCCCUCGUCGUCACAGGCAAAAAGAGCAGCACCGAGUUGCAGUGGGAGUAUUACACGCGGAGCAACGUCCUGCAGGCCAACGCACAAAUCAGGAAGUCGAGGGCGCUUAGGUCGAGUGCCGAAAUCGUGCUCAGGGCGGCGUGCGAGGACAUCUGCAAAGUCUAUGAACGCACCAACCUGGCGUUCGAAAAGCGAAUUUCCGAAACGAAGGUGGCGAAGGAAAAAUUGGAAAAUGAACUUGCAGAAACAAUUCAACAGGCAAACGAGGUGAAAAGAAUGUUGGUUCAAUUGCAGCAGCCAAUGGCAAUUAAUCAGGACCACAUAAAACUGGUCAUCACCAGACUAAAUGAACGAGACCUUCGACCUGGAAUCGAAAAGUGCAGCGAUCGAGCAGAGAGACAGCUGAACAAAGAAUUGGCGCAGCUGCAGAAGGACUGUGAAAGUUUAGAAAAGCAGAGGCAGCAGUCGGAAGCGUCUCUGCAUGCGCUGCAGCGAACUUGCCAGUUGGUGACGCAGGAAUUGGAGUUGAAGGCGCUCUCGAUGGCUUUGGAUGAAGUUCAGUGCAUGACGCAACGAGUUAGCCUCAAUAUCCAUACACUAUUUGUGCAGCCACAACGACAGUUGCAAUAA